Molecule: messenger RNA, 2330 nt
Organism: Varroa destructor (honeybee mite)
Lineage: Eukaryota; Metazoa; Arthropoda; Arachnida; Mesostigmata; Varroidae
Product: coiled-coil domain-containing protein 130 homolog
Biological process (GO): mRNA splicing, via spliceosome
Cellular component (GO): post-mRNA release spliceosomal complex; U2-type spliceosomal complex
Source: RefSeq, a predicted model, not a curated record
GGGAAAGGAGGCCACCGUUAGGUGGCGCUAUGCGCCCGGGCGCCAUCAUCGCUGCUCGGACGAAUUGUCGGAGUGCAGCAAACGAUCUGCUCAUCGAAAAGAGUGAAGCGCGCACAAAAUCAAAUAACUCAACCCAAUUGAUGGUGGGAAAUUCAAAUGGACCAUUGGCGAUUAAUCGUAUUGGCUUAUUGGAGAAAGCUCACUAAGUACUGACAUGGCGCGCAGAUCGGUAGCGAAGGACAGGUGGUUGAAUUCAAGUUACGUGUGCUUCUAACGAGAUCAUCUUACGCGCACAGUGUUUCAAGCUGUGUGUCAUGUCUUUUACGCUAUAUUUGACGGGACGAAUGGCAAACCUCGAUGCUACCCUCACUGAUGCUGCUGCGACUGUUGUCAUUGUGGUUGUUAUCUUUACUGAAUGUUAAUAGAGUUCAUCAGUGUCUCUCGAAAGCCGAGAGUUUAUGAUCAUUAUAGAAGAAAGUGUCAAACGAUAGCAAGAAACACGUGCUAUAAUAUGUUCUAUUUUCUAUCCGUGACACGCAUCAUCGAACUAGAAACAUUGUCGACGGAAAGAAGGAAACUGUCCGAAGAUUUGCGUUGCGUCUGCACCGCUCAUAUCCAGCUGAUUUUUACCAGAGGAAAUAUAGUAUAGAGGCAAGGAGUGCCAAAAAGGUGUCAUGCAUGUAUGCAGAAGGUUGUUCGAUAAUGAAAUUAAAUUAUUUGCUGAGCGAACAUUGAGCAAAAAGAAGAACGGACAUAAAGCAGAAUUUUGCUCUAGAGCUGAUGUACUCUGAAAAUGUUGAGUACUGAAAGAGGGGACCACAUUUCUCGCUUUAGGAUAGAUUGAGCCAGCUUUUCACACAAAAAGAAGAUAAAACUGUGACAGAGUAUUCGAUUUUGACUAGUGUGUGACCUAGUAACAACCUAAAAAUGGCCGACCGGAAAGCAACUAACAAAUAUUAUCCUCCCGAUUGGGAUCCAUCAAAAGGCUCAAUUAACAAAUACCGAAACAGCCAUCCAUUGCGCGAACGAGCGAAGAAACUUCACCUUGGCAUUCUGGUCAUUCGCUUUGAGAUGCCAUACAAUAUAUGGUGUGAAGGAUGUAAAAAUCAUAUCGGCACAGGUGUUCGAUAUAACGCUGAGAAAACCAAAGUCGGCAUGUAUUAUACAACACCGGUAUACAAGUUCCGAAUGAAGUGUCACCUUUGUGAUAAUUACAUUGAGAUGCAAACUGAUCCAGGGAAUCUCGACUAUAAGAUUAUAAGUGGAGCAAGUCGCCAAGAACGUCGAUGGGACCCAACUGACAAUGGGCAGGUUGUACCUGAAGACAAAACCGUUUCAAAGCAACUGGCUUCGGAUCCAAUGUUCAAGCUAGAUCACUUGGAUGAGGAUGCAAAGAAAAUGAAAGACCUCGAACCUGUUAUGAACAACCUAGAAAAAUUUCAGAAACGGAGAAAGGACGAUUAUGAACUAAAUUCAAUUCUGCGUAGAAAAUUUCGGAAGGAGAAAAAGGAACGAAAAGAGCUUGAACAAAAGGACAAUUUGUUAAAAUCAAAAGCUGCACUUAAUAUCAAGCUCUUACCCGAAUCAGCUUAUGACAGAGAGGUAGCCCAGCUUCUUCGCCUCGAAGCUCCCAUGAAUGUGGAUCAAAGGCGAAAACAAGACCGAGACAACCUGAUGUCGCGACCAAUUUUCGAAUUGACGGAAUCUGGCUCAGUAAGAAGAAAAUUUAGUUCACUCGAGCGGCAAGUUCUUUGUUCCAAAGCAAGGAAAACUGAGGUGCCAAUGGCUAACCAAAAUCUACGACAAACCGUUAUAAAGGGAGUAAAAAAGGUUUAUGAUUUUAACGACUUAAACAUGCCAUCGACCUCUCACAAGGUAAGAAGAGCUAGCGAAAUUAUUGAAGAUAAGGUGGAAGUGAUAGAGGAAGAAACAGAAGACUCAAAAGGAAAAUGCGUGAUUAAACUACAUGAAAAUAGCGAAAAAGUCGAAACCCUCCCGCAAAAUGUCAGCCGGAUUGACAAACGUACACAGAAAACCGCACUUAUUACAUCGUCAUUAUUAUCACCAACAACGUUCCCCUCGCAACCUUUCGAAGCGGAACUCCAAACAAGAGGCUUGGCCAGUUGUUCAAAACAACAGGGUUCAAUCCCACUUAUAGCUUACUCUGACUCCGAUCAAAACGAUAGUGAUUGAAUUACCGGGGCUAUUUUUGUGUGUACUCGAAACGCACAGAGGAUCUGUAUACAUAGAGUAUCUGCUUGUUAGUUUACGUAUGAUGGUUAUGGUGUUUUUAUUAAAUUGAAGAUACAUUAUUCAAUGGUCAAGAUAGC